AGGAAUCUGCAAAAAGGUUUUGAAGUUGUACAAUGGAUUCUCCGUUGCUUAUCAGAUGCACACAUGGCGGACCCGGGACAGCUUAAUAUCUAGGUGUAUGAAGGCGAGAAACUUGGAAUCCGCGAGGAUUGAGGAGUGAGAAAUAUUUAACGGAAAAUGAGGACACUCGCCCCAUUGCCGCCUCCUCUUCUGGGCUUCCCUCAUCGUCCCCCGUCUCAAAAUCACGUCUUCUAUCCCUUUCUCUAUCCCCAUUCGCCUUCCACACGCAAUUCCCUAAAAAUCCCCAACAAAACUAUAGUGUUCCGUCUCAAUUCCAAUGACCCCAAGGAGUCUCCUUUCUUCGACGAAAAUAGCGCCGUCGAGGAUAUGGAAGGCUACCUCAACCAACUCUCCCUCGAGUACGACUCUGUCUGGGAUACUAAACCGUCAUGGUGUCAACCCUGGACAAUAACCCUAGGGAUCUUAAUAAUUGCCGCUAGCUGGUUAAUUUUGCGCUCUGUGGCUGUCACUUCGGUCAUCUUGCUACUAAUUUGCGCUUGGUGGUACAUCUUUCUGUAUUCUUAUCCAAAGGGAUAUUCAGAAAUGAUUGCUGAGCGGAGAGGCAGAGUUACAAGUGGUGUAGAAGACACAUUUGGUCGUAAGAAGAAGCAGUGAUUUGGAUGAUUCGUUGUUGUGCUUAUUUUUCUCCUUGCUGUAACUACCUCUGCCUGUAUUGAGUGUAUUCUGAUAUUCUCGUAUUCAAAUACAAUAUAACAGGUUUUCAGGCAUAGAAAUCAAGAGGCAUAUCUUUACAAAUAACUCUUA
This is a messenger RNA of Neltuma alba, 804 nucleotides long. RefSeq lists its product as uncharacterized. NCBI's taxonomy places the organism in Eukaryota, Viridiplantae, Streptophyta, Magnoliopsida, Fabales, Fabaceae. The record is from RefSeq and is a predicted model, not a curated record. Gene Ontology annotation, cellular component: chloroplast.